Fusarium fujikuroi IMI 58289 is the source of this 1374-nucleotide messenger RNA. RefSeq lists its product as uncharacterized. Bases 1 to 1374 code for a protein of 457 amino acids. Lineage: Eukaryota; Fungi; Ascomycota; Sordariomycetes; Hypocreales; Nectriaceae. The record is from RefSeq and is a predicted model, not a curated record. The transcript has 2 exons.
AUGAGAAUUGACAAUACUCGCGCAAGACCAUCAACGCGUGACACGCAGCCCUCUUUACAAGGGCAGCCUGUGUCAUCUAGUCGACAGCGCCACCGAACAAUCUCAAGUUCCUCAGACGCCGACUCGACAACAGCGAUAUGGGGAUCUCCAGAAGAGAGCAGGAUAUCAAAUAGUCCAGAUAUACUUCCAUCAAUGACACAAGAGGAGUGCACACAGCCAUACUCAAAUUACCAGCCUUCAAUAGGAUUCCAGCAAAACGUGGUCCCUCAAUCCCCCUCUUGGCAAACCUCGCCGGUUCAACAACAGGCAUAUUACCAAACUUAUACAACUAGCAACCCAGGUCCCAGUCUAACAACGACAUCUGGACAAGGCGACUCUACCGACUAUACCAGUACCGAGUCCAGCGAGGAUGAACAUGUCGACGAACUGCGUUCUCCGUACUGGGGAAGUCGAAGGCAGUUCCGAGAUGCGCUUGCGAGUGCCUCUACUCGUAGUGACAUAAACUUUGCCCCAAGAAGAAGAUCGCAUUAUCAGCCUGCUUCAAGAAGUGCAGUGGAUGAGACAACCGCAAACCCAAGCCUGAUGACUGAGAGGCCAUCGUCCUCCAGACACAGAAGACCAUCUUCAAAUACCACUAACACUGCCGCGGGAAGUAGUCGCCCACCACGAAUAGGAGGGCCAGUGUUACCAAGCCCCGCAGAUAGACUGCCUCAACAUAUGGUCGCCCCAAUACAUUCACAUCCAUUCAGGCCAUGGACCCCGAUUCCUCCACCAAGUGUACUAAAUGCACCAGCGUAUGACUUUUCUCAAGUUAUUUAUCCGAGCCAAUCGUAUGCUGGGUACGGUCAAUCAGGACCAUCAGAGUAUCAAUAUUCAACUGGAGGAGCACCGCCGAAUAUCGAGGCGAUAAGGCCAAGGAUACAACUAGGAAUCAACCAAUCUAACCAAGAGAGAGGUCCAGUAGGCUCGGAUUCAGGUAUACACAUGUCUGGGAUCUCUGCCGGCUACCUGCAGCAACCUCAUGGUCAACGAGAAAGUACUCCGCAUACACUUGUGAACGCAUCUCAAAACGCUAUCCCGCGGUGGAUGCCUACGCCGCUUUUAGGAAGUCAUACAACACAAAGUGCUUCUAGAUCUCCAGUCAGUCAUCAGCAAGUUGCUGCUCGUGGUGCCCAGAGACAAUCAGAGACAUCACCGCAGCUUGGGGAUGUCAAUACGGAAGCAGGUCGAUCAGUACUUCCAACAGGCCAUAUUGAACAGCCUAGUGGGCAAAGAGGAGGGAACCCAAGCCCACUGAGAACAGAAGCAUAUGGUACAUCAGGGCAGGGGCGUGAACCACCGAGGGGAAUGCGGAGGAGAAGGCAACAAGAUUAA